Molecule: messenger RNA, 897 nt
Organism: Haemonchus placei
Lineage: Eukaryota; Metazoa; Nematoda; Chromadorea; Rhabditida; Trichostrongylidae
Source: the annotation of a GenBank genome assembly
AUGCCAUCACGAUCAAAUUUGAUUUCAGCUGAACACAGUAUCGUAUUGAUAAAAGAGGAAGGCUGCUGGUCGUACGUAGGACGCACUGGAGGCGAACAACCUCUUUCGCUUGGUGAAGGCUGCGAAGAGUACAUCAAGGAAACACCUGAAACCACGACCAACUAUGACCUUACCUAUGACUACGCCAGUAUCAUGCACUAUGGAGCUACGGGUGCUUCUCACAACAAGAAACCUACAAUGAUAGCCUAUGACGUAAACUUCCAAGAAUCAAUGGGCUCGCAUAUCCUUCCAUUCACAGACAAAUCCAUAAUCAACGACCACUACAACUGCAAAGCCAAAUGUCCGAAUGCAAAGUCUUACCAGUGCAAGAAUGGUGGAUUCCCUCACCCAGAAAAAUGCUCGGAGUGUAUUUGUCCCAGCGGCUAUGGCGGUGCAAUCUGCAAUGAACGACCUUCUGGAUGUGGUAGAACGUUAGUGGCGAAACAGAGCAAGCAGUUCCUCAUUGACAAACUCGGCUUCAGUGGCCCUGUCAGGGAUGAGUUCACCUUCUGCAAUUACUGGAUUGAAGCUCCUGAAGGGAAAACGGUAGAAGUCAAGAUUAACUCAAUCUCCCAUGGUUACGCUUAUGACGGUUGCAUAUUAGGAGAAAUCGAGAUCAAAUCCAAUCAAGAUCAAACCCGAACCGGAUACCGAUUCUGCUCACCGAAUGAUCGCAAUGUGAAGCUCGUUUCGGCCUUGAACCGGCUUCCUGUGAUCACCAUUAACAGAUUGGGACAACAGCAAAUCAUCCUCGAGUACAAAAUUGCCGUUUGCUUCCGCUUGUACGGUGCCUUCACAACAGUUUGCAACUUUCAGAAGUAUGAUAAACACUUUGCCAUCUAUUAUGGGUCACCGUGA